Pestalotiopsis fici W106-1 is the source of this 504-nucleotide messenger RNA. RefSeq lists its product as uncharacterized. NCBI's taxonomy places the organism in Eukaryota, Fungi, Ascomycota, Sordariomycetes, Amphisphaeriales, Sporocadaceae. The transcript has 2 exons. The coding region runs from base 1 to 504 and encodes 167 amino acids. The record is from RefSeq and is a predicted model, not a curated record.
AUGGGGCUCUUUGGGAUGGCGCUGAGCUAUCUGCUCUUCUCGGUGCUGCACUUUUUCCAGUUUGUUAUGGGACUGGUUGUCAUUGGCCUCUAUGGCAAGUACCUCGACAGAGCACGCAAAGCUCAUGUCUACGCCGACGGAAAAUGGGUCUACGCCGUUGUGGUCGGCGCCCUCUCCUCCCUGACCGCGCUGCUCUACUUGGUCCCAUUCAUUCUUCGCUUCGCCGUUGUUCCGGCCUGGAGCUUUAUUAUUUUCGUUCUGUGGUGUGCCGUCUUUGGCAUCUUUGGCAAGAUGUACAUUCACGAAGAUCCCGAGGGCAACGGCGACAUUACUCUCAUGAAGAACGCCGUCUGGGUCGAUCUGGCCAACUUGAUUCUAUGGCUGCUUGGCACCAUUGGCAUGGCGGCCUACUGGUGGGCACACAAGGAGCGUCACAGUCGCUUCACUGGCCGUGCCAACCUCGGCCGCAACGCGUCCACUCGCUCGUCUGGCUGGAGGAAGUAG